This is a messenger RNA of Phyllostomus discolor (pale spear-nosed bat), 629 nucleotides long. RefSeq names its product protein S100-A15A-like. Lineage: Eukaryota; Metazoa; Chordata; Mammalia; Chiroptera; Phyllostomidae. Gene Ontology annotation, cellular component: cytoplasm. The record is from RefSeq and is a predicted model, not a curated record. Bases 129 to 455 code for a protein of 108 amino acids. Gene Ontology annotation, molecular function: calcium ion binding; transition metal ion binding. The transcript has 2 exons.
GAGAGCUGACCCCCCCCCCCAGGAGGUGCUGCUCUCUCCUCCCAGGUUCUCUACUGUGCCCAGCUGCUCCGCCCCCACAUCUCCAGAGUUGGCCCCAGUCCCUCUGCCAUCAGAGGGGCCCAGCCGCCAUGAGGGACACAGCAGUAGAGGAAUCCCUCUUCCAAAUCAUCCACAGCUACCACCAGUAUGCGGCCCGGGAGGGGGACCUGGAGACCCUGUCCCUGGAGGAGCUGAAGGCCCUGCUCAUGGACAACGUGCCCCGCUUCAUGGACAGCCUGGGCCGGAAGGAGCCGUACUUCAUUGCCGAGCUGUUCCGGGAGGCGGACAAGGACAAGGACAACCAGAUCUGCUUUGACGAGUUCCUGCACAUCCUGGGCAGGCUGCUGAGGGACUACCACCUGCAGUACCACCGGCAGCUGUGCGCCCACUAUUGCACCCAGCACGGCCUCUACUGACGGAGCAGGCCGCCUCCCCACAGGGGCCUGCCCUGGAGCCCGUGACCCAGCACUGGGCAGCGGGGUGGAGCUGGGCCACAUGUGUCUGUGUGUUCCCGAUGUGUGUGCACAAGCGUGUGCAUGUCUGUGGGAAGGACACCUGGGAGGGAAGAGAAUAAAGCAACUUCACAGCAG